AGUACACGCGCAUUCUGCUUUAUGGUGAAAAGGGGGAUGUGAAGAGGUGUGAUGUCCAGGCUUUUAGAGCAAAUCUGAUAAGUGUGCUGUAUGGCAGUGUUUUGAUAGAAGUGUGAGCGAUUAGGCCAACCAUUAUUGUCCCACGCACUUGUAAAUUGUUGGAAUGGUCAAGUGGAUCCUCAGAAAUUAAGCAAAGCAAAACUUUUCGGGUGAGAUUUGAAACUCUUCGAAACUGAUUAUUGGAAGAGAAUACAAUGUUUUUUUUUUUUUUUUUUUUAAGUUUAUAAGUUUUGUAAAUUUUUUAAAGCUUUUUUCGUUGGCAAUUGGCACGUCCAUUUUAUUUGUUAAAAAGUCGUUUCCAAAUGAAAUUAGCUGUAGGCUAUUUGUAGCCUGUAGCCCUCAUUAGGCAGGAGAAUUAUUUGCGAACACACGAGAAGACCCCACACACAUCAAAAGAUCAGCAAAAAGACCACUUUCAAUUGAUGCUACACUUCAGUGACUCCAAGUAAAACACGUCCUGCUUUGUUAUACCGGCGCUUCAGGGGGGAAGACUGUGACCCCACCUCAUAGCCUGCACUAAUGAAAAAAGCAAUCUAUAGUGAACCAGCUGAAAUAAGUAAAAUAGGCCUACCUUACUUUAUUUUUAUUGUAAGAUUGAAUUUACAAGAUGGAUGGACUUUGCAAGUCAAUAUUUAGCCUACAAUAUUUAGCACCUUAUCCUGGAUUAAAUAGCCUAUGCUCACAUAACAUUGUUAAAUGCAAGCUGCAGAAACGGUAAUAGCCUACUGUGCAGUGUAAUAACUGUCCAAAUGGCUAAGUGCACUUCUUAUUGUCUAUCGAUAAUCAUAACGAUUCGAAAUUCUUUUAAAAUUUGAAGUUCUUUUAAAUAGGCCUAUAACGCAUAUGAAUGGUUCAAACCUUCUUUGAUAAUCUUUGGCAAUACCUUAACUGAAUAGCCAUCGUUUAAACAUCCCAGCGGGGGGCUAAAUGGGUCAUUAUUGGCUUUUAAUUCACAAUUGGCAUUUACAGGCAUUGUCUCUUUCAUCCAGCUUGUAGCCUAUGUGAAUAUCAAUGAGGGGCUUGCUCAAGGAGAGAGGGAUUUCGUUAAUCGCCAAAAUGAGUAAAGAAGAUCCUGACAUACCAGAACAAAAAGACUCGACACGGGUCUCAAAACCUCUCAUGGAGAAAAGAAGGAGAGAUCGCAUUAAUCAAAGCCUAGAAACUCUGAGGAUGCUAUUACUUGAGAAUACACACAAUGAGAAACUCAAGAACCCUAAAGUCGAAAAGGCUGAAAUCCUGGAAAGUGUUGUGCACUUCUUAAGAGAUGACCAAGGACUGGGGACUGACCCUUUUAAAAUCACCAGAGGAAAAAGAGCACGCACAGAGGAGUCUGAUGAAGACCUGAGUUCACCUAGCAAAUGUCAGAGCUACCGUGAUGGAAUGAGGACAUGUCUGAUACGAGUCAGCAAUUUUAUUGCUAGCAAGAGCCAUGAGUUUGGACAUGGAGUGGAGAAAGCAUGUGGAAACCUUCACAAAUCACACUCAAUGCAAGCCCAGCUACUGUCCACACCAUCCCGCAGAGAAACUCAGGUGCAUCUCAAUGAGGACUCAUCACUGCCAGCACAGCAGCAUCUCACUCAUGUGCAGCUGAGCAAUUCUUGCACACCAUCUGGCUGUGUGAAGCAUGCACAAAGAACUGUUCUUUCUGCUCCCGCCAUGACUUCAAGUCCUAAGCAACCUGUAAUGCUCUGUGACGCUGUCUGGAGACCUUGGUAGAUGAUCAUGUCCAAAGUCCCUGCAAAGCUCUCUAAAGACUGAAAAGGCCAGCUUGGUAUUACAGUGAUUAAUGAUUCAGCAGUGUUGAAGCAACUCUGGGAGAAUAGACUGUGAAUUGUGUAAAUAUGUGGAUUUUGUACAGUAGAUGCCAAAGAUUUAUUUUGUUUUGAGAAAUCUGUGCCUGCAUAGUGUGUUUGGUGAUCUUACAGCCGAACAAACAAGAUACACAUUUGUGUUGAGAUGAAUAUAUUUCUUAGUUAGAACUUUGAUGCUUUUAUAUGAACAGAAUUUUCUUUUUUUCUUUUUUUGAUGGAGAAUCAUGAACAUUUCGGUGUGAACAUUUCAAUGGUGUUGUUCUUAUUUUUUUAACUUGAGUGCCAAGAAACUGUUCAGAGCACAAGUUCAUGUCAUUUUUAUUUUUUCUUUGUGGUAAUUGCCAUAUAUUUGUGUUCUUCUAAAACAUUGAAAAAUGUUCAUUUCA
Molecule: messenger RNA, 2257 nt
Organism: Onychostoma macrolepis
Lineage: Eukaryota; Metazoa; Chordata; Actinopteri; Cypriniformes; Cyprinidae
Gene: her5
Product: hairy-related 5
Exons: 4
Coding region: 1072-1776 (234 amino acids)
Biological process (GO): regulation of transcription by RNA polymerase II; regulation of neurogenesis; anterior/posterior pattern specification
Cellular component (GO): nucleus
Molecular function (GO): RNA polymerase II cis-regulatory region sequence-specific DNA binding; protein dimerization activity; DNA-binding transcription factor activity, RNA polymerase II-specific
Source: RefSeq, a predicted model, not a curated record